AUGGCCUGUCUCGGUGGCAGCCUUUCAGCCUUGGACCUCCGGUUUGCCUCUCUUGAGGAUGAGGGGAAUUUCCUGGCUUUGCUGGCAGAGAGACGGCGGCUCCAUACUUUGGUCAGCGGAAUCUCGGUGGCAGCUGUCUGGCUCUAUGUGCAACUCGUCUUGGCCGAAGUCCUGGACCUCAGAACGUGGCUCACUCUCUGCAGUGCUCUGGCCUGGCUUCUGGCUGCAGUCGCGAUGGCCGUGCCACUAAAGUCCAAACUCUGCAUCAACCAGGAGUGGAUUUGGGUGCCCUUGGCAUCUUUCUGUUGUGCCCUCAUGGCACAGCCGCGCUCCGAAGAAAAUGGCCCGUCGAGGCUUGGCCUCGUGUCUGUGGCCGUGAGUGCGACUGCCAUGCUCCCUCUGAGGAGUGCCGUUAGCUGGUUGGUCUAUGUAGUGGCUGUCUUGUCCUUCGUCUUAGGCUCUUUUGACUCUGCGGUUCCCAGUCCGGCUGUUGUCGGGGCCGAUAGUGUCGCCCUGCUGCUGGUGGCGACGAGCUUCUACCACGCAGGUUGGUGUCGCGAGGUCUACGCACGCGGCUCCGCAGUGUCGGAGGAGCUCCUCGAGGCUGAGGCCCCCGGCAAGGCCCUUCCUCCGGAAGACUUGCAGUCCGACGAGGAGAAUCCGGAAAAGGAGCCCGUGGAGGUGCCGGACCAUCUGGUCCUCCGCAUCGCCGGCGACCUGACCAUCCUGCCGUGCAGCAUUGCAGAGCACCGAUACUUCGGGGCGGAUCCUACAGGGAAGUCAUUGCUGGAUUAUUUGGCCUCGGAAGAUCACCACUCAGUCUUGCUGCUUAUCCGUUCUGAACUGUGGCACUCGAGAAGCAUCAUUGUCCGCAUUCAGCUGGCUUCGCGGCACGAGUCACUGCGUCUCCGCUUGCUUCAAACGGGUGCAGCAGAACCGGCCUGGUUAGCUUUCCUCUCGGCAGUUGAUGCUUCCACUCGCAUGCAGGCAGUCUUGCCAUCUGUACCGGAUGACGACUGUCAGAGCAUUGCAAGUCAGAGUAUAGCUAUCUCUGCCGGGCCCACGAGGCAUACGAAGCGAUCGCUGUCUCAAAAGUCCAUGCGCUCUAUUCGUUCGAUCGAAGAGCAUUCCAGCCCCAGGCUCCACUUGCAAGGAGGCGAGAAUCCUCCAAGCCCGUCCCUGCGCAUUCCGAUCUUCCAAUCCAACGCCAGCCUGGGCGAGGACAGGAGGGGGGACGCUUCACACAGCAUCUUUAGCAUUUCGGCUUGCAGUUGGUCCUUCUCCACGGAUGGGUACAAGGGCCUGGCGCCAGUGAGGUCCACCAGCGAGGGGCAAAGCCAGACGGAGCUGGUCUGGAACGACCUGGGCUGGCAGUGCCGGAAUUGUGCGAAGCCACCGAAGCCGCCGUCCACGCCGCCCGAAGCCAUGGCAUACAUGGCGCCCAGUGUUAUAGGCAAAGUCAGAUCGAGGAAUUCCAAUGGCAAGAAUCAAGCUUACCGAGCAUUGUCCCCGGAAGAGAGGCGAAAUGACCAGCUUUUGCGAAUGCAAGGCUGUUGGGUGCUAUGCGAUGGUCCCUCCAAAAUGGUGGGCUGGCUUCACGGUUUUGUCAUUACAGGAGAGCAAGUGCGCACCACCCAAGGAGCAACACUGCUGCAGUACGACGAGCAUUGCAACAUCCUGCUGGCUGGAGGAUAUUUGUCUGUCGACGAGAAUGAUAACCUCCAGCGCAACGGCAAGAGUGGCGGUCAGUAUUUGUACGUUCGUGUAAAUGAAGGAGAUCUGAACCGGUGCAUGCAGCCCAAGCGGAGCUCCUCUCUCAACUCCAUGGUAUCUGCAGUUCCUGCUCCAGGCACCAGCCGCUUCACGCCAGGUGGCUCGGGAGGCAACUGGCAAGGCAAAGAUGUGGAGUGUUGGAGCUCCCCAGAGGUGCAAGCCUUCCUAGCAGCGGUGCUACCAGGCCAUGCAGCAGCGGCAGCCUUGGGUCAUUGCAGUGGCAAGGUGCUUGCCACGUUGUCAAAAGAAGACCUUCGCCGACAGGCCAAAGACGAGGAAGCCGCAAACGUGAUAUUUGCCGAGCUCGCGCGGAUUAAGCAGGUCCAGGACCACGUCAGCCAGAUCAAUGCAUCUGGCGCACAGCCGUUUCAGCUUCACAUACGAACGCCGGCGGACGUGGUGCUGCAGCUUGAGGUACAUCCGACUGACACCAUCAGUCAUGUCAAGGCGCGGCUGGCAUCGCUGGAAGGCACUCCUGUGGAGCGCCAGAGGCUCGUCCUCCAAGGCAGCCCGUUGCUAGACAGCCGCAGCCUGGCGUCUUGUGGCAUCGGCGAGUCGACGGUGCUGCUGCUGGUGCCCAGACUAAACCAGUCGGGCGCCCGCAGCUUUGCCCCGGCAACCGUUCCGGCCCCACCGAAGCCUCUCGCCGGCACGCCGCGGCCCCGAGUGCCUCUGGUGUGCACAGACAUCACGCGACCUUUUCCGAUGAGCUUGGAGUUUAUAAGCAUUGCAGAGUAUCAGUCCUUUAUGCUGGCCAUACAGCGGCAG
Symbiodinium necroappetens is the source of this 2541-nucleotide messenger RNA. The record is from the annotation of a GenBank genome assembly. Lineage: Eukaryota; Dinophyceae; Suessiales; Symbiodiniaceae.